Messenger RNA from Brassica napus (rape), 4275 nucleotides. Its product is annotated as transcription factor MYB41. The transcript is spliced from 3 exons. Lineage: Eukaryota; Viridiplantae; Streptophyta; Magnoliopsida; Brassicales; Brassicaceae. Bases 2982 to 3962 code for a protein of 326 amino acids. The record is from RefSeq and is a predicted model, not a curated record.
UUUUAAAUUUUGAAAAAAUAAAAAAAUUAAAAUUUUCAAAAGAUAAACUUAGAAAGGUGCUAUUUUGAUCAUUUUAGUUUUUGAGUGCUAUUUUUGUGAUAUAAACUUAGAAAUAUGCUAUUUUGGAGAUUUGCCGAUAAAGUUAACCAAGUGAGUGAUCUGGAUCAUUCCGAAUAUAUUUAUCCAAUUUUUAGUGUCUUAACGAAACUUGAGAUUGAAUAUAAUAACCAGUUUUAUAUUCAAAUCGAGUAAAAUGUUUUUUUUGGCUAAAGCCUCUUUGUUGUUUCUUAUUUUCCUAAUGAGAUAACUAAUCAUUUCCAGUUAUAUAAACAGAAGUUAAAAGCUAGAAAGCUGUGUAAAUAAAUAUAUAACUGACUAUAUCUCAGUAAAUUAAGUCUUGAAUAGUUUACAGAUGCUCAUAUAAAUUUGUGUAUGAUACACUUCUUAUUUUCUUAGAAGGGAAAUUGCACCUUAUAUACAACCAAAAAAAACACAAAUACACUAACUAACUAAAACCCUCUCAUUUCUCCUACUUUCUCUUUCUAUCUCUCUCUAUUUUCUCUCCCAAAAUCUAAUUUCUUUUUUUUUUGUUAUUUGGCGAAUAAACUCUUUCUUAGAACUACAGAAAUUAUGAUUUUUUCUAAUAAUAUUAGGCAAAGACUAUCUUUCGAAAAGCCCAUGAGCUUUUGGGUUCCCUGCUAUUGAAGGCAUCAGAGGAAUAUAAUCUUCUUUUUGACUGCAUGGAGCUUUAAGUUUCCUCAAGCAUCACGGUUGAUGUGAGCUUUUUAACUUUUAAUUUUUUUUAUAUACUUCCUCAAAGAAAAAGACUUCUCAAUAUAUUUGAAUUCCACGUACGGUAAGCAGCUUCGAGAAGGUAAAUAGAAGACUUAACUAUGUUUCUUUGAUAUGGAAGUCUUCGUUUUAACCAACUAUCUUUUCAUCUUUAAGUUUUAUUCCAUACCUAAAAGUACAUGCGGAAGGUGAAGAUGUGGGUUCUCACAGCUUAAUUAAGUUUAUCCUAAUCUACUGUAUAUUCAUUGUAUGUCAAAGUAGCUGUUAUAUCCGUAAUAUUUUUCGGUAAAAUUUUACCAAGUUGACGCACCAUAUAUAUUGAUAACUAAUUGGAUUACUAAACAUUAGGUUUUCAUAUAAUAUAUUGCGUAAUUGCAUGGCAAUGCAACGUCUAAUAUAUUGUUGCAGAUUGGUUUUUAUUCAAGAUGUUAGGUUUAACAUAGUAUCAGGUAAUUAUUGUAGCUAGACCCAACGUAUAUAUGAGAUGGAUAGAAAACUUUACUUGGGUUUUCAGUAUAUGUGUGACGUGUAUAAAUAAGUGUUGGUUUGUGCAUUUUGGACAAACUCAAGUACUUUAAGCAAGUUUUUGUCCUUUUAACAAAUUUGAGCUAAUGUCAAUUCGAACAUUGCAAAGAAAUAAGGUAGCUUUUUUUUAUUAUCCAGGGUAUGUCGGAUCUAUGAAACGGUUUAGACUAGUUAUCUUUUUAUAAAUUUAGACGAUGCCGGGUGAAAUAUUAGUUUUGGCUCCUAAAUUUUUUUAAAUUUUUUACAUAAGAAUAUACUUCCAAAUUACGAAAAAUUUUUAAAUAAUUUUUUACAAAAAAAAAUGCUCAGAAUCCCCAAAAUCUUAGAUCCGGCCAUAAACGCAUGAAUGGAUUAUUUCUCCGAAUAUUUAAAUGGAUUAUAAGCAAUAAAUCCAUAUCCGCAUAUCCUAGAGCUAAUAAUUUUGUACCGGAGAGGAAUACACAAACCAACAGAACGACUUUAAAAUGAUACUCCCUCUGUUCUUAAAAGAUAGAUUUUUUAGUAUUUUCACACAUAUUAAGAAAAUACAUUAAAAUAUCAUAAUAAAUGUAUCAUUUUCUGUAAUUUUCAAUUUUCAAUAACUUUUAACCAAUAGUAAUUCAAUAAAGUCAAUUAAUUUUGUUGAAGUUUACAAUUUUUCAUAGAAAACACAAAAAAAAAUACAUCUUUUUGAAACGAAUUUUUUUUCUAAAAAAUCUAUUAUUAAGGAACGGAUGGAGUAGUAAAUUAGUCACUUCUCUAACGAAUCAUAUUUGUUAUAAAUUGAUGAUACAAUAUAUAUAUAUAUUAAAGCCUUCAACGUUGAAGCAUCUAUAAAGCGAUUGAAUUAGUGUUAGAAUUAGUUUAGUCAUUAGAAGAAUUAGGGUUUUCGCGGGUCCCAGCCUCCCAGCCAGGGUUCAUGAGUUUGCGUGCCUUGGUGUGCUUAAAACUAAAUUUACACCAAUAAUCAACUACCAUAUCGAGACGUUUGAUUUAUUCUUAGAAAAUACUAGUAUACUGUUUUUUUUGUUGCUAUGAUUUAUUACAUAUUCAUUGUACAUUAAAAGUUUUAUUAAAGGCUCACAAACUCCCUUUUGUCAACAUAUGGAUUAGUUGCAGCAACUUUUGUGUACCUACAUUGCUUCACAAACUUGAUCAUCUUCCUUUCUUUUUCUUCUUCUUGCAAAAUAAUAUUAUACAAGGGUAUUUUCGCCAUUCACUGACCAUCAAAGUCAAAACCUAAACUAAGAUUUUCUCCUUCCACGCAAAACACAAAAACCCUAUUUAAAGCGUGAAGAUCACACACAUACAAUUAGGUUCAUUAGCUAAGAUCCUUAGUUUGAUUGCCUUCAUCAAAACCUUUCGCCCUUGUGAAUUCUAAAGUGAUCUUCAACAGGUUUGAUAAUACAUAUACACACAUACAAAAAUAUAUGUUAGUAUUCUUGUGUACGUAACGACUAUGUUUAUGAUCAUGCGCUUACACCAAAAAAAAUGUUUAUGACCAUGCACAUGUACUUAUCCAAGUUCAUAUAUUAUAUGUAAUCACGAAUCCUAUAAUGUAAUGAUAGUGUGCUCGUUUCUUUCUUAUCUCUUAGCUUGAUCUAUGUGGUUAGAUAUCGAUUAUUGAAUUUACUUUAUUUAAUAAUGUUUUGUAAGUAUAAUAUAACAUUUUUGUUAUAGAAAAAAUGGGGCGAUCGCCAUGUUGCGAUGAGAAUGGGCUGAAGAAAGGGCCAUGGACACAAGAUGAGGAUGAUACAUUAAUCGAUCACAUUCAAAAGCACGGCCAUGGAAGCUGGAGAGCUCUUCCUAAGCAAGCCGGUUUAAACCGAUGCGGAAAGAGUUGCAGAUUGAGAUGGACCAACUACUUGAGACCUGACAUCAAGAGAGGGAACUUCACUGAAGAGGAAGAAGAAACCAUCAUCAACCUCCAUUCCCUUCUUGGAAACAAGAGGUCGUCGAUAGCCAGUAAUCUUCCUAGGAGAACGGACAACGAGAUCAAAAACUAUUGGAACACACAUUUGAGAAAGAAACUUCUCCAAAUGGGGAUUGAUCCGGUCACACAUAGGCCGAGAACUGACCAUCUAAACGUCUUAGCUGCUCUUCCACAGCUUAUAGCCGCCGCAAAUUUCAACAGCCUCUUGAAUCUCAAUCAAAACGUGCAACUGGAUGCAACAACUCUUGCUAAAGCCCAAUUGUUACACAAUAUGAUUCAAGUCCUUAGCACCAAUAACAACAACAAUUCAUCUUCUUGGCCAUUAGCCAUGCAGACCAGUGACAAUCUCUUUGGCCAAUCUUCUUACCUAGAGAACCAAAAUCUUUUUGGCCAAUCUCAAAACUUAUGUCACAUUCUUGAGAAUAGUCAUGGAGAGGAUUUUAUAGUAAAAAACCAAACAAAUGAUCAUCCUUUGGAUUCAUUUUCUUCCCCUGUACAAAUGAAUGCUCAAGAUGAUUAUAAUUCGCUUCCACUACUGGUUCCGGCUUCUCCAGGGGAAUCUAAACAAAGCCAGAUGAUGAUCAAGAACAAAAGCAUAGUUCAUGAACAUCAGCAUAAUCAGGAUACUUCAAACCCGUCAUCAUCAAACUCCACACAAGAUCAUCAUCAACCAUGGUGUGACACUAUUGAUGAUGAAGCAAGUGAUUCUUAUUGGAAAGAUAUCAUAGAGUAAACGUAUUCGGAACCAUGGCCGUUUCCUGAAUAGACAAGAUUCAAAUUAGAGAGAGACUAAUAAUAUCGAAAUUUUUGUUGUUGGAUAGAGUUAUAUGCAUAUAUAUUUAUCGUUCACUAAAGACUAAAGUUCCCUUUUUCCAGACCAUGUAUGUAAAUUGAUCUUGUAAAAAAUUAACUACUUUAUUGUAUAAAAUAUUGUUUGUAAUUACACUUCUAAAAUCUAAUUUUUAUAUAUUACAAUUAUCAUUGCAAAACACAAACGAAAAUACAGUAUCAAAACUAUUUUUGAUUCAAUAGCAAAGAAAAGUGUU